AUGGACUUCAACAGCUCGUCCCCCUACCCAGAAGGUGUCAUAUCCUUUCUGGAUACUGACCUCUACAAGCUUACCAUGCAAUGCGCCGUCUUUAAGUACUUCAAGGACGUGCCUGUGACAUAUGGAUUCACCAACCGAACUCCCGAGAAGAAACUGUCGCGAGAGGCAUACCGCUGGCUAGAGGCCCAAAUAACCAAACUUGGGAACAUCUCCCUCCUCCCCGACGAGCUGCACUUCCUCCAGCAGCACUGCAAGUACCUCACGCCCGCCUACCUCGAGUUCCUCCAGGACUUCCGCCUGCACCCCCGAGAGCAGGUCACAAUUAGCUUCACCCCAACAGGGCAAGACACUGGAGCAGACACCGAUCUCGGCGACAUCCAACUCGACAUCAAGGGAUCAUGGGUCGACACCAUUCUCUACGAGAUCCCAAUCCUGGCUCUCACCUCAGAAGCCUACUUCAAGUUCAUGGACACGGACUGGAAUUAUGACGGUCAGGAAGAGAAGGCAUACGACAAAGGAACAAAGCUCCUCGAGGCCGGAUGCGUCUUCUCCGAGUUCGGCACCCGCAGACGCCGCGACUACCACACCCAGGCGCUCGUGUUCAGGGGCCUCGUCAAGGCGAGCAGGGAAGCCGAGAAGCGCGGCCUCCCCGGCAAGCUCUCGGGAACGAGCAACGUCCACCUGGCCAUGCGCUUCGGGAUCCCGCCGGUCGGCACUGUCGCGCACGAGUGGUUCAUGGGCAUCGCCGCCAUCAAGAACGACUACCCCCGCGCGACAGAGGAGGCCCUGCGGCACUGGGUUUCCUGUUUCGGCGAGGGCGUCCUCGGCAUCGCGCUGACCGACACCUUCGGCACCCCGGAGUUCCUCAAGGCGUUCAACAAGACCAUCGAGCGUCUCCCCGACGCGCCGGCUUCUACCGAGCACAAGCCCUCCCUCGCGGACGACUUCAUAUCGGCGACCAAGGAUGUCAUCGCGAAGACGGGCCUGGCGGACGGCACUCCCAAGCCCAAGACGUAUGCCGACGUCUUCACUGGCGUCAGGCAGGACUCGGGAGACCCGGUUGAGUUUGUCAGCACCAUGCGGAAGUUCUACGACAGCGUGGGUAUUAAGGACAAGAAGGUGAUUGUCUUCUCGGACUCGCUGAACAUCGAGCGGUGCUUGGAGUACAAGAAGGUCGCCGAGGACGCCGGGUUCCAGCCGACAUUCGGCGUGGGAACCUUCCUGACGAACGACUUCGUCCGCACGGCUGAUGGCUCCAAGUCCACGCCAAUGAACAUUGUCAUCAAGCUGAGCUCUGCGGACAACAAUGCCGCCAUCAAGAUCAGUGACAACAUGGGUAAGAACAUGGGAGACAAGGCACUGGUGGAAAAGGUCAAGAAAGAGCUAGGCUACGUUGAGAAGGAGUGGGAGGAUGGCGACGAGAGUCGCAGAUGGGGCGUCGACGGAGCCAAGAAUGCGUAG
Molecule: messenger RNA, 1461 nt
Organism: Diaporthe citri
Lineage: Eukaryota; Fungi; Ascomycota; Sordariomycetes; Diaporthales; Diaporthaceae
Exons: 3
Coding region: 1-1461 (486 amino acids)
Biological process (GO): NAD+ biosynthetic process
Molecular function (GO): nicotinate phosphoribosyltransferase activity
Source: RefSeq, a predicted model, not a curated record